Molecule: messenger RNA, 3177 nt
Organism: Manis pentadactyla (Chinese pangolin)
Lineage: Eukaryota; Metazoa; Chordata; Mammalia; Pholidota; Manidae
Gene: ANKRD13B
Product: ankyrin repeat domain 13B
Exons: 15
Coding region: 70-2103 (677 amino acids)
Cellular component (GO): cytoplasm
Molecular function (GO): protein binding
Source: RefSeq, a predicted model, not a curated record
CGGGCCCCGGCUCCGGCGCCGUCUUUCCUCCCGGGCCGGGCCCCGCGGCCCCGGCAUGAGGAGCGGGCGAUGAUCCCCGCCAACGCCUCUGCCAGGAAGGGGCCCGAGGGCAAGUACCCCCUGCACUACCUCGUGUGGCACAACCGGCACCGCGAGCUGGAGAAGGAGGUCCGCGCGGGCCAGGUGGACAUUGAGCAGCUGGAUCCCCGUGGCCGUACUCCCCUACACCUGGCCACCACGCUGGGGCACCUUGAUUGUGCUCGUGUGCUCCUAGCACAUGGUGCAGACGUGGGCAGGGAGAAUCGCAGCGGCUGGACAGUGCUUCAGGAGGCUGUGAGUACCCGGGACCUAGAGUUGGUGCAGCUGGUGUUGCGGUACCGGGACUACCAGCGGGUGGUGAAGCGGUUGGCGGGCAUCCCCAUGCUCCUGGAGAAGCUGCGCAAGGCCCAGGACUUCUACGUGGAGAUGAAGUGGGAGUUCACAAGCUGGGUGCCCCUGGUAUCCAAGAUCUGCCCUAGUGACACCUACAAAGUGUGGAAGAGUGGUCAGAACUUGCGGGUAGACACCACGCUCCUGGGCUUUGACCACAUGACAUGGCAGCGAGGGAACCGCAGCUUCAUCUUCAGGGGCCAAGACACAAGCGCUGUGGUCAUGGAGAUUGACCACGACCGCCGGGUGGUGUACACAGAGACUUUGGCGCUGGCUGGGCAGGACCGUGAGCUGCUGCUGGCCGCUGCCCAGCCCACCGAGGAGCAGGUGCUGAGCCGGCUCACCGCACCCGUUGUCACUACACAGCUUGACACCAGGAACAUCUCCUUUGAGAGGAACAAGACUGGCAUAUUGGGCUGGCGCAGUGAGAAGACUGAGAUGGUGAAUGGGUAUGAAGCCAAGGUGUAUGGGGCAUCCAAUGUAGAGCUCAUCACCCGGACACGGACAGAGCAUCUUUCAGAACAGCACAAGGGCAAGGUCAAAGGCUGUAAGACACCGCUGCAGUCCUUCCUGGGAAUUGCUGAGCAGCAUGGGGGCCCCCAAAACGGGACCCUGGUCACUCAGACUCUGAGCCAAGCCAACCCCACUGCCAUCACCGCAGAAGAGUACUUCAACCCCAACUUUGAGCUUGGCAGCCGUGACAUGGGCCGCCCCAUGGAACUGACCACCAAGACACAGAAGUUCAAGGCCAAGCUGUGGCUAUGUGAGGAGCAUCCCCUGUCCCUGUGUGAGCAGGUGGCCCCCAUCAUUGACCUCAUGGCUGUCAGCAAUGCGCUCUUCGCCAAACUCCGGGAUUUCAUUACCCUGCGCCUGCCACCUGGGUUUCCUGUCAAGAUUGAAAUCCCAAUCUUCCACAUCCUCAACGCCCGCAUCACCUUUGGGAACCUCAAUGGCUGUGAUGAGCCGGUGCCGUCUGUGCGAGGCAGCCCCAGCAGCGAGACCCCUUCCCCAGGCAGUGACUCCUCCAGUGUCAGCAGCUCCAGUUCGACGACCUCAUACCGCGGCUGUGAGAUCUCCCCGGCGUUGUUCGAGGCCCCACGUGGCUACAGUGUGCUGGGUGGCCAGCGGGAGGCAGCCCCCCGAGAUGAUGAUGACGACCUGCUGCAGUUUGCCAUCCAGCAAAGCCUGCUUGAGGCGGGCAGUGAAUACGACCAGGUCACUAUCUGGGAGGCGCUAACCAACAGCAAGCCAGGAACUCACCCCAUGUCCCACGAGAGUCGCCGACAGGACAGGUGUGCCCCGGAGCCCUCGACGUAUCUUACCCGCCCCCAGGAGCGCCCCGCCUACGCCUCAGCGCCAGCCGGCGCCCACGGCGUCGGUCCCCAGCCCCCGGCCCAGCCCAGGCCCAGGCCCAGGCGGCCACGUGUUCCGGAGCUACACCGAGCAGCUGCGGCUGGCCAUGGAGCUGUCGGCGCAGGAGCAGGAGGAGCGGCGACGACGCGCGCGUCUCGAGGAGGAGGAGCUGGAGCGCAUCCUGCAGCUCUCACUGACGGAGCAGUAGCGACCACUGCCCAGCCCCUCGGCCACGCCAUCCGUGACCCGCCCCGGAGCGAGGGUCGCCCCGGCCCGCGCGCCUGUCGAGCUGCGGCUGGAGACUGGAGCCGCCGCCUCUGAGGCUUAGCAGCGGCGCACCAGGCACCAGACGCCAAGGGGUUCAGCACAACCAGGGGUUACCUUCCCAGGCCAGGGCCCUGGAGGCAGCUGGCAUGGCCUGGUCCCCGUGCUUUGCUGUAUCCUGAACCCCCACCCGUCUCCCCUGGGCUCAGACCUGUCCAAGGUCAGAGCCGGUGGUCCUGACGGGGAGACGGGUCCUUAGAGGAGAAGUGUCCCCAUCCCUUUCUCCUCCAGGCUGGUCCUCCUCUGCUCCUGACCCACUCCAGGACACUGUCCGUGAAGCCUUUGCAUCUCCGCUCUUCACCCCUGGGGGCAGCUGAGCUCCACACGUGCUGUGUUGCUGCUUAGUCCCAGACACAAGCCAGCACGACCAGGGCCCAGCCCCUCCCCUACCCCGGCAUUUCAGCGACAAGUGCACUUAGCGGGGUGCCCGGCUCCCUCAGCCCCACACCCCUCCCAGGUCUCAGGGUGGUCCCAGCUUCUCCUUGGGCAGCCAGAGGUGGGAGUGUCCCCAUUCCCAAGGCACGUUUUUGUGAUCAGGGAAGGUGCCCGAAAUGGUCCCCGGGCCUGAGCAAGGCCUGGUUCCUUCAUGUUGUCUUGGCGAAUGGGGGGCAUAUUGGGCUGGAGCAAGCACUAGACCCUGUUUCUCGGCCCUGCUUAUGGGCAGGUGCAUCCUGGAGCUGUCGACAUAUCUUACCUGCCCGGGGCCCUGGCACCACCACCCACCCUUUCCCACCAGCUGCUGCUAGUCCUCUGUGGUUGUGCGUCCCACUUGCCCCCACCCAGGGGCUGACUUAAAAACCCUUCAUCCAAUGGUGCUAUCCCCCGGCUCGACCCUGCCCCACCCCACCCAUCCACCCAGAGAAGCACAGACCCCGCCAGGGCCAGGGGCCUACCGCACACCCUUGUUCGGGGGCUCUGGGACUGGCCUUCCUGGAUCAGCCCGUGAGGCUCAGAAGGGACACGAAAGAGAUGGAGGAAAAGAACAAAGAGAAACUGUUCCUCUCGCCCCCUUCCCUGAUGCCAGGGGCACCAGACUGAUUCUGAGGCACAAAUAAAAGAGGCUUCAAACCC